GAACCCCUGGAUACUGAACCCGGCCCUUGUUGCUGCCAGCUCAGAGGGGCAGAAGGGUUACACAUGAGAAUGAUGCUUCACAAAUCAAUUAAUGCCAACAAAUAGGUUCUUACCAGACCCUACUGCGAUCUUGUCGGGUCCUCUUGGCUGAAACACAAGCAGAACGUUUCAGGUAACUGCAAUCAGGUGGGAUGUUCAGCCUCAUUCUGAGCUCUCCAGGGACAAACUCUGGUGAGCCUGGCCAUUGCAGCUCACCCUGUCUAGACAUGGCACUGCAAGUUAAUGGGGUUAUAACUGAAGAAUAUUAGAAUUAGCACAAUCUAGUUGAUGGGCCAGACUUUAAAAAAAGAGCCAGAUUCUUGGAGAGAAAUGCCAAGAGCUUCCAGCCAACGAAUGACGAACUGCAUUGGCUGCUGACGAUGCACUUAAAGGUCUCUUGGCAUUUUCAUGAUAAACUGUCGGCUCCUCUCCCGCAGGGAUUCUCAGCAGUGUGCCCCCUGAUGGAAUGUUCCAUUCUCUGGGGGUAGGGGUGGGAAUCACUGACCUCCAAGAAAAAGUCUGCAGCCAUCUCUUGCUUGGGUCAGCAGCCUGCCAGGGAAUCACCUCCACUCGGGGAAGUCAGCCACACAGGAACGUUGGAACCAUGAUGAAGCCUCUGCUGAUCCCCUUCACAUACAUCUGUCUUCAAACCUGGCUGGGAAUCCCUCAGGCAAAAUGUCAGGUGGAGCUGAGCAUGAUGGAUGACGCUUUUGAUGACCAAUAUAUAGGAUGUGCUGAAGAAAUGGAUGGAAUUGCACCUGAACUGCUAGAGAAAGAAAAGUCCAUGUCCUCAGUGUUUAGCAGGGUGUGGGAAAACUCAAGGGAAAAAUGGCAAAGUAUAAAAACUGAGCUUUCUCUCCCCAAAGACUUUAAAGAUGAGCAUGGAAGAGCCAUAAUAGCCUAUACUGACAAUGACUUUCACAGUGAGUUGAAUGCGGCAGUGAGAGAGGCUGGGACAUCUCGAGCUCAAUACAUGGCCAGUUUCCAGUUCAAAGCCUUUCAUUAUUACUUGACAAGGGCUUUACAGCUCUUACGAGGGAGCUGUGAUGUGAUGUACAAAAGGACGGUGUACCGGGGGGUUUCUGUCAGUUUUCAGCACACGGGAUCAGGUCACAUUAGGUUUGGAUACUUUGCCUCUUCGUCUUUUGAUAUAGAAGUAGCUGAGAGAUUUGGCACAGCCACAUUGUUCACCAUCCACACGUGCUCUGGUGUUGAGAUCAGGAACUUCUCACGAUUUCAGGAGGAAGAAGAAGUGUUAAUCCCAGUCCAUGAGAUAUUCAGUGUGGCACGAGGACAAGAGAGUAACAGCUUUGUCCUCCGGAGCACAAACCGGACCUGCAGCCAUUUUAACUGCGCGUACCUGGGUGGAAAGAAAACUCAAACAUGCAUUUUCAACUCUGCUACCAGAAGAGGCCUAGCCUUCCCCAGUGAGCUGAGCCCUUCACUGCUUGGAGGAUCUGUCAUCCUGGUCCACGUUGCUGCUCUGAAGCUGUUUGUCAGUUUCUAAAUUGUCCUAUUUGUGUUGCUCACUUUUUCUCUCUAACACAAAUCAUGGUGAUGGGAUUUGCUGGAUGCAAAGUUGUCCUGCUAUUCUGCCAGCAUUCCAAAGGGAAACCAGGAACAUGGAGGGAGUGUCACUGGUACCUGCUUGGGCAAACUUUGAUUGUACGAAAUCAAUGAGUAGAUCAAAAUGGAAGCUCAUAGUUCUAUUCCAGGUGGGAUUUGUCUUACAGCGCUAGAGCUAUAAAUGGGUGCACAUUAGAUAACAGUUACUUGUAUUCCAGUCAAGCUAGAAUUUUUUUACCAACUUUUGAUGACUUCAGCAAAAGACUUUUUAAAAAAUGAACUAAAUCAGAGUAUUUUCAUGAAUACAGUAGAUGCGUUUAAUCUGCGUCUCGGCCAGGUGAAUCUGUAACAGUGUGUGAUGGAGUAGGGGCUGUCUGCAUGGGAGAUGGGAGA
Molecule: messenger RNA, 1998 nt
Organism: Chelonoidis abingdonii (Abingdon island giant tortoise)
Lineage: Eukaryota; Metazoa; Chordata; Testudines; Testudinidae
Source: RefSeq, a predicted model, not a curated record